Closterium sp. Naga37s-1 is the source of this 843-nucleotide messenger RNA. The record is from the annotation of a GenBank genome assembly. Lineage: Eukaryota; Viridiplantae; Streptophyta; Zygnematophyceae; Desmidiales; Closteriaceae.
AUGCUGCUUGUCCGCUCGCCGUCGCUCCUCUCCCUGCCUCUUUCCUGCCUGUCGUGCCAUGCCAUCAGAACACACCCUUUCGGUCCGUCGGACCUUUCAGAGCUCACACUCCUUUUCAUCUACCUACCAAUUCCGUGGCCUCGUCCCUUCCCCUUCUUUUCUUUCACCUCCCCCUUCCCCGCUGUAGUAAGUAACCCUCUUUUCCCUGGCGCAUUCCUCAUCCUCUUUCUGCUGUCUCGUUUCUCACUCUCCUUCUCCUCUUUCUCCUGUCUCGUUUCUCACUCUCCUUCUCCUCUUUCUCCUGUCUCGUUUCUCACUCUCUUUCUCCUCUUUCUCCUGUCUCGGUUCUCACUCUCCUUCGUUCGCAGCCAGUGGGGCUGGUGUGGAAGCAACGACUCCUUCUGCGGUGCGGGAUGCCAGAACGGGCCGUGCUCUGGUGAGGAGAAUGGUUCAGAUGAAUCUGGCAGCCGCGGGUUCAGGGGCGUGUUCAAGGAAAUGUCGCCCCAUGACCGGUCCCUCUCCCUUCCCCCUUCCCCCCUAUCUCCACGCCAGGUGGAGGAGAUGGCAUCAAAGAAUCACGUCAACCUCGUGCGCCUCUUAGGCUACUGCAGCCACAUGGACGCGGCGACUGGAGGCAUAGAGCAGAUUCUUAUUUAUGAGUACAUGCACAACGGCGACCUCGAGGGAUGGGUGGGACCAGGUAGGCUCUGGUGUGGGUCGACUCAAAAGUCACCUGUGAUGGCUGGGGGAAUGGCUGGGGGCAUAGAGCAGAUUCUCAUCUAUGAGUACAUGCACAACGGCGACCUCGAGGGAUGGGUCGGGUCGGACCAGGUGGGUGCUUGA